Molecule: messenger RNA, 1022 nt
Organism: Glycine soja
Lineage: Eukaryota; Viridiplantae; Streptophyta; Magnoliopsida; Fabales; Fabaceae
Product: nudix hydrolase 17, mitochondrial-like
Exons: 5
Coding region: 209-724 (171 amino acids)
Cellular component (GO): cytoplasm; nucleus
Molecular function (GO): pyrophosphatase activity
Source: RefSeq, a predicted model, not a curated record
UAGGUUCCUCUUGUCACUCUUUAUCUCCACCCUUUAUUCUCUUACGUCUCCAACUAAUCAUACAGAUCGAUAAUCAUAAUCAUAUCUAUAGCUAAUUAACUUAAUUAUUUUCAUCCCUCUACUCUUCUUCUCUCCUCUAAACUCUCUUUUCCAUUCUUGCUUCCUUUGUGGGUUGUUUGAGUUUUCUUUCCUUCAAUUUAAUUGAAAGAUGGCUUGCUUGGUAUCUCGCUCAGGAAGGGAAUUGCAGAGGUACAACAACAUGGGUGGCCGGCAAGUUGUUGGGUGCAUACCUUAUAGAUAUAAACAAGACAUAGAGGGUAAAAUGAGCAACGAAUUGGAAGUACUAGUGGUUAGUUCACAGAAAGGUCAAGGAUUGAUGUUCCCUAAGGGAGGAUGGGAACUUGAUGAAUCCGUAGAAGAAGCAGCUUAUAGGGAAUCCCUUGAAGAAGCAGGAGUAAUGGGAAUGAUUGAGCGUGAACUGGGGCAAUGGAAUUUCAUUAGCAAAAGAUAUGGCAUAUACUAUGAAGGACACAUGUUCCCCAUGUUUGUCAAGGAACAACUUGAUAUAUGGCCCGAGAAAAAUCUACGGAGAAGAAUAUGGAUGACUGUUGCUGAAGCUAGAGAAGUUUGUCAGCAUUGGUGGAUGAAGGAAGCAUUAGAUAUACUGGUUCAAAGAAUCGUGUCUUCACAACAACGAAAAGAAGAUUUAUACAGCAUCGGAUGAUUCUCUAAGUUUUAAAACAAUUUAGUCUAGGUGGGCCUAGGUCAGAUUGCCAAGAUUUUGAAUCUUCAAACAUUGAGAGUUGUUAUACAGAGGAUUGAUUUAGGGAGAGGAACAGAAUUGUAGAUAAAGAUGGAAUUGCAAUUCAAUUUAAUUUACACACUUAUAGAACUUACGACUAGACUUCCAAGAGUUAAAUAAUUUCGUUUUCAAGCCCUUCUUCUUGUGUCUGUCUGUCUUAUGGUUUAUCAAAUAUACUCAGAAUUUAUAAGCACAAUGCACUUGGGUGUGAAUCCUGCAA